Amoebophrya sp. A120 is the source of this 335-nucleotide messenger RNA. NCBI's taxonomy places the organism in Eukaryota, Dinophyceae, Syndiniales, Amoebophryaceae. The record is from the annotation of a GenBank genome assembly.
CCGUCUUCGAUAGGUUGGGCGCGCCCGCGUGCUCUCCGUCCGCGCGUUCGGUAUGUCUGCCGGCCCGUGGCGCCGUCGGUCGCGUCCUGGGUUGCCCGCGCUGGGUGCGAGUUAUUUCUUUCGGAACACUUUGUUUCGCUUUCGUCUGUCAUUCAGCCGCGGUUGCGAGCCGGUGCGUGUUGGCAGCUCAGCCACAGUGCCGGAAGACGAGGCUGGAUUAGCUGAAGUCCAUGGCAGUAUCUGAUCAUGAUCAGUGCGCAAGUAUUCGUGCCUUCUCCAGACUGUGCAACCUCAUUGCACCCGCGGCGACGUGGCGCGACCGCGCGUUAAUUUAU